Drosophila novamexicana is the source of this 824-nucleotide messenger RNA. RefSeq lists its product as uncharacterized. Bases 1 to 822 code for a protein of 273 amino acids. The transcript has 4 exons. NCBI's taxonomy places the organism in Eukaryota, Metazoa, Arthropoda, Insecta, Diptera, Drosophilidae. Gene Ontology annotation, molecular function: acyltransferase activity, transferring groups other than amino-acyl groups. The record is from RefSeq and is a predicted model, not a curated record.
AUGUUGGCAAUUGCUCGCGAUCAGUGGAGGCUACUGAGAGAUUUAUAUCAAGGCGAGCGUACGAAUCUAACGGGCUACGAUCUAAUUAACAGUUUUAUCUGUUGGUCAGAGUGUGGUGAAAAUGUACAAAUUUAUGUGACAGACGCCAAUUGGCCGAAACAUGGCAGCUUUUUGCUAGUUCACAGUUUUGGCAACAAGGCGGAGAUUUACUUCAAUACACUGGGCGAAUCCUUGGACCAGCUGCAAUUGUUGCUAAGUUCUUGGCAACUAAAUGUGAGACAUUUAUUUUGCGGUUAUGGAAUUCGCUUCAAACACGUUGUCGAACAAUAUGGGCUGCGCAGAGGUCUGCGCUUAGGCCAAUUGGAACAUCAAGGCACAUUUGUAUAUCAUUUGCCACAUUCGGAAAUCAAACAACUCGAUUUGGGCCCAAUUUCAGACAUAAAAGUGGGUUCCUUGCACUUGACACAUGCUGCCGCAGUGGAUGCCCAUUGGCCUUAUCGCUCGAAUGACUCUUUGAUGUUGAUAAGAAAUCUUAUACAGCAUAAUAUCAGCGCAGGUGCCUUCGACAGCGAGGGACAGCUGCUGGGCUGGUGCUUAAGAUCUCCACACGGCAGCCUAAGUAAUUUGUACGUUCUGCCCCCGCACAGACGACUCGGACUGGCCUCGUUGUUGGUGCGUUUUAUGGCUCGGGAAAUUGCAGCAACAGGCGCCGAGGUUCUGGCCACAAUUGUCUUCGACAAUGAAAUAUCUAGAAAAUUGUUUGAUAAGCUGGGAUUUAAGCAUAUCCACGAUGUAUAUUGGGCUGUUGUGCCCGCGUCCUGAUC